AUGUUUUCGUUAUUUCGCCAAAAUAUAACUAUUCCACUUUUUGGUACCUUUGCGAGAAAGAAGAUUAAUUUUAGUCCUAUUGUUCAAUGGUUUGCAUUCUUGAGAGCUAGUCGAUCAAUUUAUUCAACAAAAGCAAAAGAGGAAAACCAAGAAAAUGUAAAGAAAAUUGAUAAUCAGCUAGAGCUAUGCAAAGAUCCUAAGCCAGUUUAUAUAUUUGUUGAUAACUCUAAUAUUUUUAUCGAAGGAAAAUACCCUAUUGGCAUGCUCGAGAAAAUUGGCAUAUUUGAUCACAACAGAAAUUCAAAAUGCUUUAACCAGUUUCGCAUUGACCAUGAUCUACUCCUUGCAACUGUACAAGGUAAACUUGAUAUGGCAUUGGUGUCCUCAAUAUUUGAAGUAAUGCUUACCAAAAAGCCCGGUACAAUUGCAUUAGUGGCCAGUGAUAGUGAUUAUGAAUCAAUGACAACACUUGCCAUGAAGCAUAAUUGGAUAGUUGAAACUUGGUUUUGA
This is a messenger RNA of Funneliformis geosporum, 510 nucleotides long. The record is from the annotation of a GenBank genome assembly. Lineage: Eukaryota; Fungi; Glomeromycota; Glomeromycetes; Glomerales; Glomeraceae.